AUGAGCAUCAGGACCCCACCCACACUCCUGCAGCUGGCAGCGGAGAGCCUGCUGAGGGACCAGGCCUUGGCCAUCGCAGCUCUGGAGUACCUGCCCGCCGAGCUCUUCCCACAGCUGUUCAUCCAGGCCUACCAUAGCAGACGCCACCAGGUCCUGAAGGCGAUGACACAAACCUGGCCCUUCACUGUCCUCCCUCUGGGGAGCCUGAAACGGCCACCUCCAGUCCAGGUCUUCAAAGCCGUGUUGGAUGGGCUUGACCUUCUGCUUGCCCAGGAGGUUCGCCCCAGGAGGUGCAAACUGCGGGUGCUGGAUUUAAGGUUCAUGGAUCCCAACUUCUGGAGAAUGUGGUGUGGAGACAGCACCCAGAAGUACUCACCGAUUUUUCCAGUGACUAAGCACAGGUCUAGCCCCAACAAGGAGCACCCCUUAGCUCCCGUGGAGGUGUUCCUAGAUCUUGACUUCAAUGAAAGGAACAGAGAUGCAUUUUUCAUGUAUGUCAUCCAAUGGGCCCAGCAGAGGGAAGGGCUGGUACACCUGUGUUGCAAGACGCUGAGGAUUGCUGAGGUGCCCUUCCACAGGGCGAGGAAGGUCCUGGAUGUGGUGCAGCUGGAAUGCAUCCAGGAGGUAGUACUGAGCUGCACCUGGGACCUGACCACCCUGGGGACGUUUGCUCUUUAUAUGGGGCAGAUGAGGAACCUGCAGAGACUCGUUGUCUCCUACGUCCAUGUGUUGGGUGAAGAGGAGCAGGAUUGGGAAGAGGAAGAAGAUUUGGAUUGGGAGGAAGAAGAACUGGAUUGGGAAGAGGAACUGGAAAGGGAAGAGGAAGAGGAGCAGGAUUGGAAGGAUGAUGAGGAGCAGGAUUGUGAGGAAGAGGAGCGAGAGAGGGAGGAGCAGGAGUUGCAGAUAUCCUUUUCCCAGUUCUUCUCUCAGAUGCUCAGCCCACUGCACCUCUGUGAGCUAGAACUGGAUUCCCCCUUCUUUCUCCGAGGCCGUCUGGACCAGAUGCUCAGGUGCCUGCAGUCCCCCUUGGAAAAACUUACAAUAAGUUGUUGCCGGUGCCUGACCCAUUCAGACCUGACACACCUGUUCCAGUGCCCGAACUUCAGGCAGCUGAAGACCUUGGGUCUGUAUUCUACCAGCCUCGCUGACUUUAGUCCUGAGCCCCUCCGAGCUCUGCUGGAGGCAUUGGCACCCACCCUCCAGGACCUGUUCCUCGAAAACUGUGCCAUGGUGAAUUCCCAAGUUGAGGCCAUCCUGCCUGUCCUGAGCCGCUGUCACCAGCUGAGAAAGUUCACCAUCACUGAGAACCGCCUCUCUGUGGCCACCGUGGAGAAGCUGCUGCGCCACACGGCCGGGCUGCGCAGCUUAGAAUAUGAGUAUUACCCGGUCCCCCGGGAGUGUUACACGACCCUGGGCACUGUCCACUGGGACAGACUCGCCCUGGUCCGGGCUGAGCUGAAGGGGAUUCUGAGGGAGUUAGGACAGCCCAGGACCAUCAAGCUUGCCACCGACAGGGGCUACAACUUUUAUAAAGUUGCAUUUUCAUGA
Molecule: messenger RNA, 1548 nt
Organism: Pipistrellus nathusii (Nathusius's pipistrelle)
Lineage: Eukaryota; Metazoa; Chordata; Mammalia; Chiroptera; Vespertilionidae
Source: the annotation of a GenBank genome assembly